Daldinia vernicosa is the source of this 1184-nucleotide messenger RNA. RefSeq lists its product as uncharacterized. The transcript has 2 exons. The record is from RefSeq and is a predicted model, not a curated record. Gene Ontology annotation, cellular component: membrane. Lineage: Eukaryota; Fungi; Ascomycota; Sordariomycetes; Xylariales; Hypoxylaceae. The coding region runs from base 458 to 1051 and encodes 197 amino acids.
GCCUGGGUUUAUUCUAACGUCGACACUUAUAACCCAGCUCCUCGGAGUCUUUCUACUCUACAUUUGUUAUAGGUAUUACGUUAGGUAGUUAGUUAUAUGACUACCUACCCAUUUUUGUAUGUAUACUUCCGGUCGUAAAGUCGUGAAUAAUGUCUUCGGUUGCGGUCUCCAGCGGUCCGUCGAGCGCCUUUAAGUUCGGCACGGGGGGCUGGGAUCCGGAGCACCGCUUCGAGACGUCGUGGCUGUUCCCGCCGUAUGUGCUGUUUGCUCUGCGGCUGUUGAUGGCUUUAUGUGUGGAUAUGUGUAUCGUAUGCAUAUGUAGUCCCUCUACGCCUUCACAACAUUACUCUUCAAUAUCGGAUACCAAUGCGCCCACGCCGAUUUAGGCGGGUGUGAGGCCUCGCGCGACGAGUUCUCAUAUUUCACGGUGCUCACGUACUGGGGCCUCGCCUUCUACAUGCUCAUAGCAUCGAUCCACACAUUCACCUACGCGCGGUACUCCGGCCCCUUUCUCGCCCGCUUCCCGCGGCCAUUGCAGGCCCUGCACGCUCUGUUCUACAGCACCGUAACGACGUUUCCCUUCCUAGUGACUAUCGUGUACUGGGGCGUGCUAUACGGCUACGGAGCCGCCUGGUUCCCUACCGUCUACGGCGCCUGGUCCAAUAUCAGCCAGCACGCGCUGAACAGCCUCUUCGCGCUCUUCGAGAUCUUCCUCACGCGCGUGGACCCUCAGCCCUGGAUUCACGCGCUCUGGCUUAUUGUCAUUAUGGCGCUUUACCUGGCUCUGGCGUAUGUGACGAAAGCGACAAAGGGCUUCUACGUCUACCCCUUUCUCGACCCGGGGAAGACGGGAUCCCUGGUCGCCGCGUACGUCUUCGGGAUCGGCGCUGCUACGCUUGUGAUUUUCGCUAUUGUGAAGAGCGUUGUUUGGAUGCGUCGCUGGCUUACGGAGGAGAAGCUGGGGCGGCAUGGCAAGUUUGCUGGCUUCCCGCCUAGGAGAGGGAUUGAGGAGGUCGAGAUGGGUGAUAUUCUCGGGGCUGGAAUUAAGUAAUCCGGGUGCUGAAGCACUGGCUACUUGUUGGCCAGCUACUAUGCGACAGUGUUGUAGGCGCAGUAUGUCUUUUGUUUUUUGAGCGAGCAUCCCAGUGAUUAAAUAUAUAUACCUACCUACCUAGGUGUCUAGG